AUGUCCAAGGUGGACCUCGGGGGAGGGAGGAAGCUGGACAAGAGACUUCCUGCGCCCACAGGGGAGCUCUUGUGGCAGAGGGACAAGGUGCCCACGCGCGGCUCCAAACGCCUGCAGCCCGGGCGCGGCGGCGAUGGCGGGCCGGCGGUGGCAUGGCCUGGGGUCGCCGCGACGCCCGCCCGGAGCGUGCUGGGGAGCUGCCGCACCUACGCGCCCCGCCGCGUCUUCCUCCUGGUGAUCAGCCUGCUCACCUGCUCCAACGCCGCGCUGUGGCUCAGCUUCGCACCCGUGGCUGACACGAUCACCCGGCACUUCCUACUCUGCACCGAGCAGAUCAACUGGCUCUCACUGGUCUACCUUGUGGUGUCCAUCCCAUUCGGUGUAGUGGCCAUCUGGGUUCUGGACUCUGCUGGGCUCUGCUGGGCGACCAUCCUGUGUGCGUGGCUGAACUUUGCGGGGAGCAUGAUCCGCUCCCAGCCCUGCAUGAUCACCAGCAGCCAGGACCCAUUUGCUUUCUUCAUGGGUGGGCAGAGCCUCUGUGCCCUCGCCCAGACCCUGGUCAUCUCUCCAGCCAAGCUGGCCGCCUUGUGGUUUCCCGAGCACCAGAGAGCCACAGCCAACACGAUGGGCACCGUGUCAAACCCCCUGGGUAUCCUGGUGGCCAACCUGCUGUCUCCUACCCUGGUGAAGAAGGAGGAGGACAUCCCCUUGAUGCUGGGCAUCUACAUCAUCCCUGCUGGCACUGCUUGCGUCUGGGAGAGCACACCCCCCGCCCCGCCCUCCGUGGGGGCUGUCCACUCCACCUCACAGAAGUUCCUAGCCGGGCUGGAGCUGGUCAGUGCCGUGAACAAGGCCCACGUCAUCUGGCCCCUGGCCGCAUGCUUUGGGGGCAGCAUUGGCAUCUUCUCCAGCUUCUCGUCCCUCUUGGAGCAGAUCCUCUUCAUGAACGGACACUCCAGCGAAUUUUCAGGCCUCUGCGGGGCUCUCUUCAUUGCUUUUGGGGUCUUGGGGGCUCUGCCUCUUGGCCUGUACGUGGACUGGACCAAGCAUUUCACUGGAGCUGUCUAGAUCGGCCUCUGCCUGACAUCUCUGGUCUGCGUGGCCCUCGCCCUGGUGUCCCAGCUGGGGGGACAGACCAUUGCGCUGGCCGCCACCUGCUCGCUGCUUGGGCUCUGCUUCUCAGCGGCACCUGUCGCUAUGCAGCUGGCUGUCGAGUGUUCCUUCCCUGUGGGUGAGGGGGCCACAGGCCUGGUCCUCGUGCUGGGGCUGCCCGGGGGUGUGCCCAGCACGGCGCUGCUCACCUCCCUGACCGUGCGCCACGUGGAGCCAUCCUCCUCCACCUGCCGGGACGGCCAGGACCUGCUGACCUGAACGGUGUCCACGUUGCCGAUGGCCGGCCUGUGCGUCCUUUUCAGCUGCCUUGGGGUGCUCUUCCUCCACACCCCAUACCGGCGCCUGCAGGCCGAGGCCGACGCCAGCCCCUCCAUCCAGGAGGACGUGCACCUGGCAACCUUGGCAGCCACCCUCCAAGGCCCCGCCGCGGCCCCCCGUCCCCAGCAGCCCCUCCUGGAGCCGGCGCUCCUGGCUCUGCCUCCCUCCCCCGGGAGUCCUCCGAGACGUCAUGGGGCCCCUGCAGCAGACCAGAGGCCGGGGAGCACAUGGCUGAGUCUGGAGCGGACAGGUGUGGGGAAGGCCUUCCUUGAAGGAGCCUAUCCCAGAGCCAUGCUCAACCUCUGCUGA
Messenger RNA from Mesoplodon densirostris (Blainville's beaked whale), 1740 nucleotides. It is a transcript of the gene SLC49A3, whose product is annotated as solute carrier family 49 member 3. NCBI's taxonomy places the organism in Eukaryota, Metazoa, Chordata, Mammalia, Artiodactyla, Ziphiidae. Gene Ontology annotation, biological process: transmembrane transport. Gene Ontology annotation, molecular function: transmembrane transporter activity. Gene Ontology annotation, cellular component: membrane. The record is from RefSeq and is a predicted model, not a curated record.